CAGCGCCCCGCCCCUCCCUGCUGGUCGGAGGUACCCGGGCCGUGUAGUUGAUGUUUCAACAGGAAGGCAACGGAGCCGUGCUGGGUGUGCUGAGGGAGGGCAGCAUGUCCCGAUAUUCGGACUGGUUAUAUGGAGGGGUGGACCCCAGCCUGGCCGGCAAUGGGGGGCCCGAGUGUGCGUCCUUCUUACCGAGCACGCAGCGACUUGUGGAGAGCCUGGUGUGGCUCAUUGUGUCCGCGGGGGAGAUCGGGCUUUCCCUCAGCAGGAUUGUCCGCAACAAGAACGGGGAAGGCGGGCUACCCGCUGUGUGCGGCCGGCCGGACAGUCUGGGGAAGAACCUGUUGUUGGUGGCGCUCUGCCUCACCUUUGGGGUGGAGGUCGGCUUUAAGUUCGCCACCAGGACUGUCAUUUACUUGUUAAAUCCCUGUCAUGUGGUCACCAUGCUACAGAUAUUUCUUCUGGCCUGUCCACCAUGUAAAGUUGCCACAAUAGUAUUCAGGUUACAGAUGCAUAUGUUGAAUGGAGCUCUUCUUGCAUUGCUCUUUCCAGUGCUGAAUACGCGAAUGCUGCCAUUUGAAGUGGAGGUGUAUUACAUUCAACACAUCCUUCUCUACAUAGUGCCCAUCUACCUGAUGCGGAAAGGAGGUGUGUAUACACCAGAGCCACUCUGUAACUUCUGGUGGGCAAUUCUGGCAACUGGACUCAUGUUUUUCUACCACUUCACCCUUCUCCAGAUACUAGGCUUGAUUACGGAAGUAAACCUAAACAACAUGUUGUGCCCAGCUGUGUCUGACCCCUUCUAUGGGCCCUGGUAUCGUAUGUGGGCAUCAGGACACCAAACCAUCAUGACCAUGAUCCAUGGGAAGUUGAUUGUUGCUUUUUUCUCCUCUGGCUCACCUCGCUUUAAGUUCUUCUUGGAGCGGUUUCCUUUUUCAGGAAAGAAAGUGGAUUAAUAUGCCACUACAGGAGUGGCCCAGCUUCAACAUUUUUCUCAGCCAAAACUCGUAAACAACUGGCAUACAUAAGUUUAAAAGGGCUACCAACCCUUUCAUUAUUAUCCAGUGUUAAGAACUUCCAGGUGCCUAAACAAGUGACCUUACAGAAGGGGCCAGGGUGUCGAAUAUGCUUUUCACUAGUAACUAUUUCUAACAAUUGUGCUGCACUAUGAGCCGAACUGUAUGCUAGGCAGCAUUGGGUGAACAUUUUAUGAGGGCUAAGGUGGCCGCCCAUCUUUGCACAGGGAUCCUUCUGACCUGGUUUCUAGUUUGGGAGUGCAGUCUGUUACAAGAACUGAUGCUUUUUAUUUAUAAUUAUUAAUGGGGAGUUCAAAACAACCCAUAGCGAGUCACUUUUGUCUGUCUUCACUGUGGGCCUGCAGUGUUAAAUCUAUUGUAUAUUUUACUGUGAUUUGAUUUUAAAGGUCUUCUGAAAUGAGUAAUGUGCUAAGGGAUCUAUUUUCCUUACAUUUUAAAGGCAUACGCACACUUGGAACUUCUAUUCAAAGUAUGUUGCUGUUGGACAAAUCUCUGGAUCUGUGCGUAUCACUUACAAUGGGGCAAAUUGAGACUGACUUCAGAAAACAAAAUGGUCCCAAUUGUCCUCUGUGACUAACUUGGGUAUUUCUUCUAUUGUUUGCUAGUACUAGAAAAUGGUUCCUAGAAACUGGCUGUUUGCUCUUUUUAUUUUCUUCCAUGUAUCCUAAAACGCCUACAUAUUUUUCAUUUUAAUAUUUACCUGCAUUAUUCUAUUUUACUUUGUGCCUCCUUGUCAAAUGUAAUUCUUAUAGGACAUUGCCAUAGUUCUAUCUAACCCCAGUUACAGAAUGUUUUCUGCCAGGAUGUGCCAUCACUAUCACCAAUUCUUUAUACUGUGGUGUUGGUUCUAUAUUCUAAGGUAAAUGCGUGGGUAUUGUAAAGAAGAUGAAUGCGUUUUCAUGGAAAGCUUAUUGUAUUUGAUGCUGUUAGGAGCUUUCUUAAAGGGGAGCUCAUCAGUGAAUGCCAUGUAGAAGACAGGCAGAGGACAAGGGACCAGUCAUGAGUAUAACCUGUGUUUUCCCUGCAGCUGAUCUUCCCCAUUACUGAUAUAAUGGGAGAAAGAUCAGGAAAUGUUAUGUCAUGUUAAUGUUAAAUUUUAAGUGAAUCUGUCACAAAAAAAGGGAACUGCUAUUAGGAAUAUCAUACAGACAUUCACAUCUGCUGACACUGAAUGGCAGCGAGGGGCGUAGGGCACAAGAAGAAAUGUUGGGUUAAAGGCGCUGCACUUUAUUUUCACAUUUUUUUUUUCCUUUGUUGUGCUGGCAGCCACCACAUACAUUACACAUUGGAGGAGAGCAGUAUAUUUGAAAUAUUUUUUGUAAGCUUUAUUAAGGCAAGGACAUGUUUGAGCUUUGCCCAAUCAGAAUCGCUAGUAUUUGACUCAAUUGUGAUGCUCUGUCUGCAGUACAUUAAAACUAAACUUCAGGAUCCUGACCACCUAGUAUUUGUAAAUCACUGUGCUGCUCAAUUUAACUGGUGCUGUGCCGAUCGUACCAGUCCUCGGGACACCCCUGCCCUUUUGAAAAGUACUUCUGGGAGGAAAUGCAACCGUGAUGCUCAGUUGCACAUACAGGAAAACAGGAUAAAAGAAAAUGGACAAUAGGAAGCAAUGGAUGAUCAUCCUCCCCCUUUUUUUUUUUUU
Rana temporaria (common frog) is the source of this 2676-nucleotide messenger RNA. It is a transcript of the gene TMEM164, whose product is annotated as transmembrane protein 164. Bases 51 to 953 code for a protein of 300 amino acids. The record is from RefSeq and is a predicted model, not a curated record. NCBI's taxonomy places the organism in Eukaryota, Metazoa, Chordata, Amphibia, Anura, Ranidae. The transcript has 6 exons.